This is a messenger RNA of Megalops cyprinoides (Indo-Pacific tarpon), 3798 nucleotides long. RefSeq names its product NAD(P)HX dehydratase (gene naxd). The transcript is spliced from 11 exons. Bases 1135 to 2973 code for a protein of 612 amino acids. Lineage: Eukaryota; Metazoa; Chordata; Actinopteri; Elopiformes; Megalopidae. Gene Ontology annotation, biological process: metabolite repair. Gene Ontology annotation, molecular function: ATP-dependent NAD(P)H-hydrate dehydratase activity. The record is from RefSeq and is a predicted model, not a curated record.
GUCCAUCUGGGAAUUCACCCUUAUGGUUCAAAUAACCCGUUUCUGUGCUCUUGUAGCAGCUGUAACGCGCAGUCCAUCUUUAGGUAAGAACUGCGUAAAGCCCAUUCCAAUUCAGUAGCUCGCUUCCUCCUGUCGAAUGUACCCAGCAUAAUGCAAUGAGGACCGGGUACUGCUGUCACUGGUUUUGUGACAGUCACAAUCUCGAUUGCUGUAACUCUCUUCGGUUUUAAAUUGGAAGGUAAAGUAGGACUAAAUGUGUUUCUUAGAUGAUUUAUUGGAGGUUCGCGGUUUUCUUUUGCAGCCAACGCUUGCUCUCUAGACUAGCUAACGUCAGCAAUGGCAUGUGUCUCGGCAACAUAUGGUGGUAAUGCUGAAAAUUUGACAUAUUUAUUUAGCUGACAAUACUAACUUAACCUUCCAUUGAAAAUUAACCAACUGAGUACUGUAAUUUUACGAACACGUAAACUGUCAAAACCAACAAAAUACAACGAUGGACCAUGACUUGCCUGCAUGUUAUCUACGCUGUGAUUUUGCGGUCUCAAAAAACGAGCAUUUUUUUCUCGUAGUCAUCACACGAUGACUACAUUUAAUCGGUAGCAAAAUGCAAAAGCAGCCCUCGUCAACCUAUAUGUUUUUAUGACAAGUUUCACUUAAGGGAGUGUAGUCCCUUUUCCUUUGCUCCAGUUCUCAAACACUGACACAACAUUAUACGUGUUUCUCUAAGACCCAGUAGACAUCCUUGUUCGACUGUAAUCCCAAUGAUGUAGUACACCGAUCGCCAGUGACGUUUCUGCGGCCUCCGUACGCAGGAGUUGAAAGCAGCUUUGCUGAGUCGGGUGGUAAUCUUCAUUGUGGAGAAAAAAAAGAUGAACUGAAAGCGUCUUUAGCUGGACGCGUGUGGAUGAUAUCGAGCAUUGCUUCAUAACAUGUACCCCGAUCAGAGCGAGCCUGAUCUCGGUACGGGCAUAUCCGAUUUCCGAGGCCUGACUUGGCCGAAGCACCGCGAGUAGUGCGCCGGUAUGCAAAUACAAGUGCUUUAACUGUGUCCGUUGUAACUUUGCCUGGUGUCUGCAUUGGUGCGCUUGCGGGGCUUAUUAUUAUUGUUCUGUUGCAUCCGGUUCGAGUUUAACUAUUAUGUUAGCUAAUACGCGGGGGUUCUUGUGGUCAGACGUGGAAACCAGAGCCUUGCUGGACAUUUGGGGCGAGCAGGAUGUGCAGACGGCACUGGACGGAAACUUUCGGAACAGUCAUGUUUACCGCGACGUAGCUUGCAGGUUAGGAGAAAUGGGCUUCGAAAGGACGCCCGAACAGUGCAGGAUACGCGUGAAGAGUUUGAAAAGGCAAUACUACCAGGCGAAGGAAGGCACGAAGAAAAACGGACAAUACCACAAAAUCUGCAAGUUUUAUGACGAGAUGGAGAGGAUAUUGAGCAACAGACCUCACAUUGAUCCCCAGGACAUGAUCGAUAGUGCAGCCAUAGGGGACGAAACUAUGGACGGCACGGAAGAGGAAGGUGAGGGUAUCGAUCAUCCAUUGGAAGCCCACAUGGAGAGCACAGGGGAGUGCUCCUACGCAGAACACCCCGUCAAGUUAGAGUACCCAUCCUUCCCCAUACCGGUGACGGUAGGGAACAGUACAGCGCCACGGCAGAACAACAUCCAGAGCACUAGUGGCCUGUCAGCUGGCAGGCCCAAGAGGUCCAAGAAGCGCUACACAAACCUGUCCCUGGAUAAGCUGAUGGAGAGGUUUUUGGAGCAGAGCAUGGAGGCGGAGGAGAACUUCUACAAGUACGAGGAGCAGCGCCUGCGCCUGGAGGAACGGCGGCGUGAGGCCGAGCACUCCCGCGAGCUCCACAUGCUCCAGGUGUUGGGCCAGAUGUUUGCCGGGAUCGGUGGCUCGGCGGCCCCGCCAGCGGCUGCGCAUCCCCCUCAGACGGGCCCCCCCAUGCCCCCUAUGUACCCCCCCACGCACAGUCACCCCCACACUGCCGAACAGCCCAACCACAGCCUGGCAUCUAAUCCACUCCAUCCACUAGUUAUCGAGCGCUCCUUCUCCCUUGGUGGCACUGUGCAGAGGAGCAUGGACAUCCUUCCGCUGGUGAGGAAUAUCGUCCCCCCUCUGACCUCCAAAAAACACAAGGGUCAGGAUGGGCGUAUCGGGAUCAUCGGGGGGUGCCAGGAAUACACCGGAGCGCCAUAUUUUGCAGCGAUCACGGCUCUCAAAGUGGGGGCGGACCUGUCCCAUGUAUUCUGUACCAAAGAUGCUGCCACUGUCAUCAAGUCCUACAGUCCUGAGCUGAUAGUGCACCCAGUGCUAGACAGUCCCAAUGCCCUGGAGGAGGUGGAUAAGUGGCUGCCCAGGCUCCACAGCAUUGUAGUUGGACCCGGGUUGGGGCGAGACGAUAAGCUUCUUAAAAACGCUAAGGACAUUAUAGAAAAAUCCAAAACACAAGAUAUUCCUAUAAUUAUUGACGCAGACGGACUUUGGCUCAUUGCCCGGCAACCAUCCAUCAUCCAGGGUUACCAGAAGGGCAUUCUCACGCCCAAUUUCAUGGAGUUCAGUCGGCUGUAUGAAGCGGUGCAUCAUGAACCCCUGGACAGUAGGGACAAUCAGAGGAGUGUGGCACAGCUGAGCUCAGCCCUGGGGAACCUGACGGUGGUGCUGAAGGGGGAGGAGGACAUCAUCACCGACGGCAACAAGGUGAUGGUGUGCAGUCAGGAGGGCAGUGGGCGCAGGUGUGGGGGACAGGGUGACCUCCUGUCAGGAUCUCUGGGGGUGCUGGCACAUUGGGCCCUUGCGUCCACAGCAGACAGCACAAAAGGUGUGAACCCCUCCCUGGUGGCGGCAUUUGGGGCGUGCGCUCUGACAAGGCAGUGCAACCGGCAGGCCUUCCACAAGCAUGGCCGCGCGACCACAACCUCUGACAUGAUCCAGGAGAUCAGCUCCGCCUUCAAAACACUGUAUGAGAGCUGAGCACAGGACAGCGCGGAUGGUGUGGACUCCAACCUCUUCCAGCCACCGUAGCUCAGCACGCGCUCUGCUCCUGCCUAUCACUGUCAGCCCAGGGACAGAGAGCAGACACAGACGUGCUGAAACCGUUAAACUUCUCAAGACCCUUUAGCUGUAGACUUUGUAAACCUCACAGAGAAUCUUAAAACUAAGAACAGGAAAACUGCAAAGGUUUUGUAACAGGAACAAAUCUGAAUUGCAGAAUCAGUUUUGGAAGUAAAUAACUUUGAUGAUCAGUUUCGGGCUUCCUUCAUACUGUUUUUCCCCCCCAAAAGGAAGUGCAGUCUACUGUAACAGUGAACCUGUUGUAGAAGGUCGUAUUCUUUUCACACUGGAGUGACUGUUUCAAAAUGUUUUGAAGUGCCUCAUGCUUUUGCAACCAAUGGCAACCUGCAUUACACACCAUUUGAGAGUACAUUCAGGUGCAUUUGAUCAACCACAAAUUUAUCAGAUCAAAUGGAUUGUCCCCCAGAUAAGCUGAGCUGUCAGCAUCACUCCUUCCAUGUUAACCACCCCUCAUAGAGUGCGUCUUACGCGGUGACUGUCACUCAUCGCCCCCUCAGCUUCUAGACGGAAUAAGUCUUCCACACAAAUAUUGGGUGAUUGGAAGGUGAGCAGCACACAGUCUGUGGCAUUAUGGGUAAUUUCUUCCAGUCCUUCCAAUUUACAGUAGCUGUGACAAUCAUGCUGUUAAACCUUUGCAGUUGUCCUCUCAAAUGAGCAAAGGAAAUGUACAUUAAGUAGCAUAGCACUGUGUAACAAUCCCCACCGCCUUUUCGUUAACCUAUU